AUGACUAGAGCCGAAAGGAUUCGAGCUACACGCCUCAGCAGACGGGCCUGUGGAACUCAGUGUGACUUGCUUCCUUGCGGAGAGGACUGCGCUGGGUACACCACGGCUCUCAUUAGGGUUCAGAGCGAGCGAGACGGCCUCGCUCGCCCCGCACGGGAGAAUCCAGACAGAGAGCGCACAGAAGGUCCUGCGGUUGGUCCGCCCCGCCUUCUCCAAAAGGUUUCUGCCAGGCAGCCCGCUUGGCGAGCGCAUCUCCAGGGGGGCCUCCGGAGGAGGAGGAGAGCCCCGAUCCAGCGGCAAGGCAUCCUCCUCCGGUCUCCCCCGCCCCGCUGCAGCGGCCCCAGCUGCUGCGCAGAUGACCUGAAGCGGCCCCCUCGCUCGCUGCUCUCUCCGGCGACGGGCAGGGCGGACAGAAGCGCACGGCAGGGCGCGGCAUCCUCCGCCCUGCCGCGGCUGCGACGCCGCCAAGGCCACGUGGGGAGCGGAGGAGCGGGGCACGGCAGCAUCCAGCCAUCCCUUCAUCCCUCCCGCCGCGGGCCCCCGGGCCCCUCCUUCGCCUCUCCACCCGCCCGCCCCGGCUGCCCGGCAUCCUCCUCCUCCUUCUCCCCGGCCCGGCCCAGGUUCCCCUCCGGCUCACCUCCUGCGCGGGGCCGCUCGCUCGCCUGGAGGAGCCUCCCGCAGCUAAGGCGCCUCCCACUCGCCCUCCCGGCGGCUCCUCCUCUGGAGGCUCCUGCGCCGCCCCGUCUCGCGAGAAGCCUGGCCCGGCUCGGGGGCGUCGGAGGCAGCGCAGGCGCCGCCGUCGCGCCGGGGAACUCUCCCCCGCCCAGUCAGUCCUGCUCGGAAGGCGGCGGCAGGAGAAGGCGAGCCUCGCGUGCGCCCCGGCGGUGGCGGCGGACGCGAGAGCCGAAGAGGAUGGCCAGUCCAGCAGCCUGCCCUCCACAGCCGCCUGGUAGAUGCUGCGGGACGCGGGAGGAGCCAACAGCCUUCCCUGCCCUGCGUCCCGCAACCGGAAUUGGGAUGCAGAGUGUGCCUCCCGAAAGCAAGGAGAGGCUUCCUUCUGCCGGUGGAUUAGACCCGAAGACAACCAAGAAGUGGGAAAGCACCGUCUCGGUUGAGAUACUGCUGGAGAGCUGCAGCCAGGGAACCAAAGCUGUCUGCAGUCCAAGCCUCCUGCUUGGUGGGACAUUUUCAGAAUUUUCUGUCACCAGAAUGAUAAAUCGGCAUAAAUGUGAACACACAUGCUUGCAGAUUUAGUUGGGUUUCUGGAGCGGGCUUGAGACUAGAGCAGUGGGCAAGGAGAUUCCCUCU
Messenger RNA from Hemicordylus capensis (graceful crag lizard), 1308 nucleotides. RefSeq names its product serine/arginine repetitive matrix protein 1-like. Lineage: Eukaryota; Metazoa; Chordata; Lepidosauria; Squamata; Cordylidae. The record is from RefSeq and is a predicted model, not a curated record. The transcript has 3 exons. The coding region runs from base 1 to 1254 and encodes 417 amino acids.